AUGGAAGAAGAAGAGAACCCAUUAGAUCAAUUAGGAGUAAAGUUCGUUGACCAAGAUGAGUUAGAGCAUGAUAUAACUAAGAAGGCCAAUGAGGCUUUGAUUAAUAAAGAUACAGAAUUAGAUCAAAAGAGAUUAGAUAAAGCUAAUAAUGAUUAUAAUAAAGUCCUGUCUAAAUUAAGAAUAUUGAGGAAUAGAUUAUCCAACCCAAGGACUAAGAUUUCACAACGCAGACCACUUAAAGAUGAAUGUGAUUGGAUUGAAAAAAAUGAGCUAGAACCUUUAAAGCAAGAUAUAGUUGAUAUAACGAAUAGAUUAAACGAAAAUAAAUCACAACUAAAUGAGUCUAAAAAUCAAGGUAGUCAAAAGAAAUCAACUCAGUUUAUCAAUGAGAAGUUACCUGGAGAAUCUGAAAGGGAUUUUCUUAUACGUACAGGUAAAAUAACUGCGUUCGGGAAUGAGAACGCAUUUCACCAGGAUAAGACAAAUGAUUCGGAUGAUAUCAAGAGUCAUGUCUUUUUAAGGGCGCCAGGAUUUGAAGAUACAAAUGUUAGUACUCAGGAUGAUGAUGAUUAUGACUAUGGAUCAACAGAAAAUGCUACGCCUGCUCUGUAUAAUGAAACGAAUAAGAGGAAGCAACUGGAAAUGCAUGGUUCAGAAAACGAAAGUGAUUAUUCCCCACUUGAGGAGAACCAGAAUGCUCUGGAAGAAGAUGAUAUAGAUAAUGAGAAUGUAGUCGAUGAUGAUUACGAUAUUUAUAGUGCUCCAAACGAUGUCGUAACAGAAUCGAAGAAAUUGGAUACGCAACGUAAUGUGGAUGAUGGGGAUGAAUAUUUAUAUCAAAUACGGCUUAAAAAUUGGGUAAAAAGAAGGUCUGAGCUUAGAAAAAAGACAGAUGAAACAACUAAUGAAACAACUAAUGAAACGAACGAUAAGGAGGAAUGGUUUAAGCCGCAUCCUACAAUACCUGAUGCUGUACUCAACUCGAAAUUUAAGUUGCCAGGCGAUAUAUAUCCAUCCUUAUUUGAUUAUCAAAAGACGUGCGUGCAAUGGCUUUGGGAACUAUAUUCCCAAAAGACAGGAGGAAUUAUAGGUGAUGAAAUGGGAUUAGGGAAAACAAUUCAAAUUAUUUCAUUCCUAGCUGGAUUACAUUAUUCUGGUUUGUUGGAAAAACCAGUCUUGGUAGUAGUACCGGCAACUGUCAUGAAUCAAUGGGUUAAUGAAUUUCACAGAUGGUGGCCACCGUUGCGUUGUGUUAUUUUACAUAGUAUCGGGUCAGGUAUGGGUAAAAAUGCAAUCCAUUCAGAAGAAAAAAUUGAAGCAUUUUUAGAAACGACUGACCCUAGUUCAGUUAAAAAUGAUUCAUUUAAAGGCAUUAAUAGUCAUAUUCGUGCAAAAGAAAUUAUAGAUACAGUAAUGGAGAAAGGUCAUGUUUUGGUAACAACUUAUGUUGGUUUGAGAAUAUAUUCUAAAUAUAUUUUACCUCGACAAUGGGGAUAUGUGGUUUUGGAUGAGGGCCAUAAGAUAAGAAAUCCUGAUCUGGACAUAUCUUUAACAUGCAAACAAAUUAAAACUUAUAAUAGAAUUAUCUUAUCUGGAACUCCGAUUCAAAAUAAUCUUAUUGAAUUAUGGUCCUUAUUUGAUUUCAUAUUUCCGGGAAGAUUAGGAACUUUACCUGUGUUUGAACAGCAAUUUUCUGUGCCUAUCAAUAUGGGUGGAUAUGCGAAUGCGUCGAAUGUUCAAGUUCAAACCGGUUAUAAGUGUGCUGUUAUACUUAGAGAUUUAAUAUCCCCGUACCUCUUAAGGAGAUUAAAGAGUGAUGUAGCUCAGGAUCUCCCCAAGAAAAAUGAAAUGGUUUUGUUUGUUAAAUUGACUCAAUAUCAACAAGAUCUUUAUGAGAAAUUCCUCAAUAGUGAAGAUUUGCACGCUAUAUUAAAAGGUAAAAGAAACAUUUUAAUGGGUGUUGAUAUAUUACGAAAGAUUUGCAACCACCCUGAUUUAGUUGAUAGGGAAAUAUUACAGCGUCGGAAGAAUUACAACUACGGUAAUCCUGCAAAAUCAGGAAAACUACAAGUGCUUAAAAAUUUAUUGCAAUUAUGGCAAAUGCAAGGGCAUAGAACCUUGUUGUUCUGUCAAACCAAGCAGAUGCUAGAUAUAUUAGAAAAAUUUGUCACAAACUUGCCAUCACUAAACGAAAAUGGUGAAGAGGUACGUGGAACGUUUAAUUAUUUGAGAAUGGAUGGAUCAACUCAUAUUGGAAGAAGACAAGCAUUAGUUGACACCUUUAAUGAGGAUAAGCAGUACCAUGUAUUUUUAUUGACAACCAAAGUUGGAGGAUUGGGUAUUAAUUUAACUGGUGCUGAUAGAGUUAUAAUUUAUGACCCGGACUGGAAUCCAUCAACAGAUAUUCAAGCAAGAGAAAGAGCAUGGAGAUUGGGACAAAAAAAAGAUAUAACAAUUUAUAGACUAAUGACUGCUGGGUCGAUCGAAGAAAAAAUCUAUCAUAGACAAAUAUUCAAGACAUUUUUGACAAACAAAAUUUUAAAGGAUCCUAAGCAAAGAAGAUUUUUCAAAGUUAAUGAUUUACAUGACUUGUUUUCAUUGGGCGAUCAAGAUGAAGUAGGGACGGAAACCGGCGAUUUAUUUAAUGGGUCUGAAACCAAAUUUAAUGGGAAUAAAGACAGAAAGUCGAACAAGUUAUUCAAGCCUAAGCAUAAGAAUGAUGAUGACUUUUAUCAGGUUGCAAACAUAAGUGGGGUUUCAAAACUUGACAAUUUUGAGGGUGACAAUCAGGAAAAAGAUGGUGAACAAGAUGGAAAUAAGGAUGAAAGUAGGAUAAUGGAGGGAUUAUUUGCUAAUAGUGGAGUUCACAGUGCGUUGAAGCAUGAUGAUAUUAUGGAUUCGUCAAAGCAAGAAGUUUCGAUUAUCGAAAGAGAGGCGAACAGAGUUGCAGCAGAAGCGGCCGAGGCAUUAAAAAGAUCAAGAAAACUCACGAGGAAAAAUAAUAUCGGUACUCCUACGUGGACAGGUAAGUUUGGGUUGGCCGGUAAAUUCGGUCCUAAAGUUAAUAAACGAACGAAACUCUCGUCUAAUGAUAAUUCUUCGAAAUUGUUAUCGUCAGCAUCGAUUUUAAGUGAAUUGAAGCAGAAAAAAAAUAAAUCUGAUACUGUAUUCGCUAAGAAAUCAGCUAACAAUGACAAGAAGUUUGAUAGACAAGAAACGCUCGACAAAUUGAUUAGCUUUCUUGCAAACCAGAAUGAUCAUUUUAGUACCUCGAACAAUAUCUUGACCGAUUUAAAAUUGGAAUUAAACGACGAGAAGGACAUGAUCUUAGUUCGAUCAAUGUUAAGAGAGAUCGCUACGUGGGAUACUCCUCGUAAAGGGUGGAUUUUAAAAGAAGAGUUUUUAACCAAUAGUUAA
Messenger RNA from Debaryomyces tyrocola, 3417 nucleotides. NCBI's taxonomy places the organism in Eukaryota, Fungi, Ascomycota, Pichiomycetes, Serinales, Debaryomycetaceae. The record is from the annotation of a GenBank genome assembly.